Paramacrobiotus metropolitanus is the source of this 1237-nucleotide messenger RNA. Its product is annotated as WD repeat-containing protein 43-like. The transcript is spliced from 3 exons. Gene Ontology annotation, cellular component: nucleolus. The record is from RefSeq and is a predicted model, not a curated record. Gene Ontology annotation, biological process: maturation of SSU-rRNA from tricistronic rRNA transcript (SSU-rRNA, 5.8S rRNA, LSU-rRNA). Lineage: Eukaryota; Metazoa; Tardigrada; Eutardigrada; Parachela; Macrobiotidae. Bases 211 to 1119 code for a protein of 302 amino acids.
UUUUUGAAUUUUCGUUUGAAUGUUCCGUUUUGUAACUAAUUGUUGAGCAUCUAUUACUAUCUUUAUUUUAAUUUAUAAGUUAAAAGGCGAAAACCCGCAACAGUGAAAAGCUUGUUUCGUUUCACUCUUUUUACUCCUUCUGACUUUGAUCAGCACCCCAUGCUGUGGUGUGAUGUGAAAGUAUCAGGGUAAUUUACCUACUCAUGCAGUAUGCCAAAGCAGUCGGCUGCACCAAAUUCUCGCAAAACAGCUGAGCCAACUGUAUCAUACGGAACUCCUCGCGCUGCUCAGAAUCGAUCCCAUGGUGAGGCUGCUUCGUCCAAUCACAAUGAUACGAGUGCUACUGCCUCAGAAUUGUCUUCCCGCGUCCCUUCCGAGCCAUCGCUCGGGGAAAUCUUGCAGCGAGCUCAGAACUCCAGCGGAGAACCGGAGAGUGGUCCCCCACGGGCCGACAGCUUAGCUGUUCUUCUAGAACAAGGCCUGAAAAGCGGCGAUCUAUCCCUCCUGAACAGCGUCUUAGAUCGCAGUGAUGAAACCAUCAUCCGGAAAACUAUUGAAAACCUCCCCGUUCAGUAUACAGUCUCCCUUAUCCAGCAUUUGGGCAAGGUCUGCGCGGAAGAACGCGCCAAACCCAAUAAAGCCCCGUUGCACUGGUUGUCGGCGGUGCUGACCAUUCGGUCGUCGUACCUCACGACUGUUCCCGAUUUGCCUGUUUUGCUUAGCCAUCUGUAUGCGCAUGCCGAUCGCCGAACAAAAUACACAGACCGGUUUGUUAAAUUGGCCGGAGUGGUUAAUGCGUCGGUGGAUUUGGCCAAACAGCGGAUUAGUCAACGAACGGAAGCGCAGUUGGCUGAGAAGAAAGCGAUACUGGUGUAUAAUGAGCCGCUGGAUGAUACUAGCACAUCGGAGAGCGAUGAUGACGACGCUAAUGCUAACGAAAGUGACCUGGAGAUGCCAAGUAACGAAUCCGACGCCAAUAGCUCAAGCGACUCUAAUGAUGAACCACACUCGCGAAAGAAACGUAGGAAAUCCCCUACGGACACUGAAAGCGAAGAAGAAGACCCCCGACAUCGAACCGGCACUAAAUUUCCCCUUCACAAAGAUAGUGAUGAAGACUAAUUUUUGAUGUUUCACUGACAAUCACCAUUUUUGCAGUUCCAAUCAUUGCGUUGAUAGCGAAGUGAUUGUUAUCCAUUAAAGUUACAAAUUUGAAAGAAACUAAAGAUAGUUGCAUCGA